AAAAAAAGGAAAGGAAAACAGAUUUUGUGACUCAAACACUCAACAGUCCUCCAAAAUAUCCCCUUCAACCAUUCUCUCUACAAACUAACAAACCUUCUUCAACCAUGCCACAGAUUGAACCUUCCCGACUCGACUUCGACGUGGCAACUUCGUCUCAAAUCAGGAGGCCUCAUCCACCACCUCACAACAACAACGUCGCCGAUUCCGUUCCAAAGGAGAACCGUCCACCACCUCACAACGGCGUUGAAGCUCCCAAGAAGUGUCGCAGUCACCCACGGCACACCGUGAACUACGCUAACGUUGUUGGAUUGAAUCAUAAUCCUGGAAUAUCUUUGGAUUGGACUGUUCAAGAACAACUCGCUCUUCAAAAAGCACUCGUUAAGUUUGCAUCAUCGUAUUGUGGCACAACACUGUAUGCAAAGAUAGUAAAGAAGAUACCAACACUGUUUGCAAAGAUAGCAAAGAAGAUACCAACUAAGACAAUACGCGAUAUAGUACUUCGACUCAAAUGGAUGCAUGAAAACGUUGUUCAUAUUUCAAUGCAGUCGCUUGACUCGGCUGAUCAACCGAACAUUCUCUCAAUUCAUCCUCCAGAAGAUGUAAGGAUGGACAAUGAUGAUGGCAUCUCUUUCAAAGCCAUUGAUGAUACCACAGGAGUUCAAUCGGAGAAAAUUCAACAAGCCUUGGAUUUGGUCGAAUCAAAUCUUGCUUCUUUGGAUAAUCCAAAUUUAAAAUAUGUAAAUGAUAACAUGGAUCUUUACUUGCAAAUCAAAAAUAACUUUAAUGAAGUUUUGAAUGAUGCAAAUAUCACGAAAAACACAACUUUUUCGUGUUAGUUUGAAUAAAAUUCCGAACAACAUCAUACUUUCAUGGAUAAAUUGCCAUAUAUUGAUUCUGGAUUGAAGUUGAACCGACAUUUACCAAAGAAGAAAGAAUGCAACAAGAUGACAAACAUCUAAUUGAAUUGGCCGUCUAUUGUAGUUUUUUGCACUGUACUCUUUUUCCCUUCAUUAUGGUUUUGUCCAUUUGGUUUUCUUGAUAAGGUUUUUAACGAGGCAGUUGCUCAUCUUGUUUCCUUGGGUAUUGGUCCAGUCCCCCCAAGUCUUUUCCUUUCAUGAAUUUUUGAGGUGUUGCAGAUGAUGAUUAAGGAUUAGGGGUGCCAACCUAAUUGGGAUGCCUUCCUCUAAAAUAUGGAAUGCUUUGGUGAGUAUAUCAUUUAUGGCAAAUUUGGCGAGAGCUCAAGAUAUUGCAACAAGCUUAGAGACGACGAGAUUCCAAGGGUAUUCAUUCAUCAAAAAAUGUAAUAUAUGAAACCAUGACUAAAUAUUAGGAACAGCUUAUGGAGCUGGAACCACCAAAAUGCUAGCUGAAAUCAAGAUAACCACCGCAACAAAACAUAAAUAUAUAGAAUAUUAUUUAAA
Cicer arietinum (chickpea) is the source of this 1421-nucleotide messenger RNA. RefSeq lists its product as uncharacterized. The record is from RefSeq and is a predicted model, not a curated record. Lineage: Eukaryota; Viridiplantae; Streptophyta; Magnoliopsida; Fabales; Fabaceae.